AUGGAGUCGCCUUUGGCUGCCUUGCUGUGGCGGUCGCUCCGCGUCUACCAGGUGUUCGGCGCGAACACCGAGGUUGGCAAGACUGUCUUUACAACAUUGCUGUGUAAGAGCGCAAAGCGCAAUUGGAAAGACGAAAACGUCUCUUUUCUUAAGCCAGUCUCGACCGGGCCAUUGAAUGAGGCUGAUGAUCAUCAUAUAAAAAAAUUCACCACCGGUGUCAACCACCACACUCUACUUCAAUACGGCAUUCCCGUGAGCCCGCAUACCGCGGCUUUGGCUUCAGGCGAGGUACGUGCUUCAGGCGAGCCGAUCCCGUCUGAUAACUCGAUUUUGGCCAGGUGUCGCGACCAUGCUUCAGAACGCGCCAAGGCUGGCAAGGGAUGGCUCUUCAUGGAGACGGCUGGUGGUGUGCACUCACCCAGCCCGUCCGGCAGCACCCAGGCGGACAUGUACACGCCGCUACGAUUGCCGGUCGUGCUCGUCGGCGAUGCCAAGCUCGGCGGAAUUUCGCAAACCAUUGCGUCGUUUGAAGCUUUGCGCAUCCGCGGAUACGACGUGCAGUCGAUUAUGCUGUUCCAAGACAAAAAGUAUCAAAACUACCUCUACCUGGCGGACUAUUUCCUGCAAAAGUACAACAUUCCAGUCAUGAGCUUGCAAGAGCCACCUACGCGCCUGGAAAGUGAGGCUCGAGAUGUCGAAGCUAUGAAGGAGUAUUACGAGCAGCGAACAGAAGAAAACAUUGUCGGAACUGUACUUGAGCAUCUCGAUUUGAACCACACCAAGAGACUCGACAGAUUAGAAAGCAUGGCGCAAAAGGCUCACGAGACCAUCUGGUAUCCGUUCACGCAGCACGAGCACCUCCCUGCAAAGGACAUUAUGACGAUUGAUUCAGCAUACGGCGACUACUUCCAGACAUACAACACCAAGUCUUCAGAGUACGGGGCUUUGCAAGCAUCUUUCGACGGAUCUGCCUCGUGGUGGACACAGGGUCUCGGUCACGCCAAUCCUCAACUCACAAUGGCCGCUGCGUAUGCCGCCGGUCGUUACGGACACGUCAUGUUUGCGGGCGCUAUUCACGAGCCAGCCAUGACACUGGCUGAGAAUCUUCUCCAAGGAACCGGAAACUCGCGCCUCACAAGGGUCUUUUAUUCGGACAAUGGCAGCACAGGAACUGAAGUUGCUGUCAAAAUGGGAUUGCGCGCUGCGCGUGUUCGCUACGGCUGGGGCCCGAGCGAGAAGCUCGGUGUCAUUGGGCUAAAGGGUGGCUACCACGGCGACACCAUUGGCGCUAUGGACUGCGCUGAGCCGUGUAUUUACAACGAGAACAUUGAGUGGUACGAAGGAAAAGGAUACUGGUUCGACUACCCGACUAUUCUCUGCAAAGACGGCAAGUGGCAGAUCAGUGCACCCGAAGGCAUGGAAAAGGAGCUGGGUCAGCCGCAAGACUACGCAUCCCUGCAGCAGAUUUUCAAUGUCGAGGCGCGAGAGAAGAAGAAUGAUCAUGAGCUCUACGAACGCUUCAUCACCGAAAAGCUCCAAACGUUGAGGGCGCAAGGCCGCAAGUUUGGCGCACUGAUUAUGGAGCCCAUCGUCCUCGGCGCCGGUGGCAUGGCCUUUGUCGAUCCCCUCUUUCAACGAACUCUUGUCAACGUGAUUCGCAAGUCGCCCUAUCUGUUCACCGACGAAGAGGGCGUGAGCCCGCGCCCCGAAGCCAGCAAGGAAUGGAGCGGCCUGCCCAUCCUCUUUGACGAGGUCUUCACCGGCCUCUACCGCCUCGGCCGCUUCACGCCCUCGACCUUUCUCGGCGUCGAGCCGGACGUCUCCGUCAACGCCAAGCUGCUAACCGGUGGCCUCGUCCCGCUGAGCACGACCAUGGCGUCCGAAGACAUCUUCAACGUGUUUCGCAGCCAGGAAAAGGUCGACGCGUUGCUGCACGGACACAGCUACACGGCGCACCCCAUCGGCUGCCAGGUCGGCAUCGAGUCGCUCAAGGCGAUGCAGCGCAUGGACAGGCGCGGCGAGUGGGACUGGGCCAAGAACCCGGGCUGGGCGUCAGGCUCGUCGUCGUCGUCAUCGUCGUCGACAUCCUCCUCGGCUCCGUCACUCGCCAAGAAGACGGCAGCGGGCAGUCGUGGUGGUGAGGUCUGGUCCGUCUGGCCGCUGGAUCUGGUCGAGAGCCUGUCGCGCAUGGAGAAGCGCGUCGCGGGCGUCUGGGCGCUCGGCAGCGUGCUGGCGGUGCAUCUCAAGGACGAGGCUGGCGCGGGGUACAGCAGCAAUGCUGCUCUGGGGCUGCGCAGCGCGCUGGCGCAGGGCGAGGCGGAUGGAAACAACGGGCCGUGGAAUAUUCACUCGCGUGUGCUGGGGAAUGUGAUUUAUCUGAUGGCGGGACAGACCACGACGCAGGAGGGCGUGCAGCAGCUUUCGAAGAUGCUGGUCAAUAGUCUGAAGUAA
Messenger RNA from Akanthomyces muscarius, 2451 nucleotides. RefSeq lists its product as uncharacterized. The transcript is spliced from 4 exons. Lineage: Eukaryota; Fungi; Ascomycota; Sordariomycetes; Hypocreales; Cordycipitaceae. Gene Ontology annotation, cellular component: mitochondrion. Gene Ontology annotation, molecular function: magnesium ion binding; protein binding; ATP binding. The coding region runs from base 1 to 2451 and encodes 816 amino acids. The record is from RefSeq and is a predicted model, not a curated record. Gene Ontology annotation, biological process: biotin biosynthetic process.